ACUCCUUCUAAGUAUUUUCAUAGCUCUAUGUCUAGGUUCUGUGACAAGUUGUCAUCAACGCCAGACACGCCAAAUACGCUAAUUGAUGCAAGAUGGCAAAACAGCUGACAGACCAAAUUUUAGAAUAUCUAAACAGCCAUGAUGAAACAAAUUCGCUGGAUUUAGCGGACGAGUUUCAGGAAGAUCAUCAGAAGAUCAUAGGAGCUAUCAAGAGCCUUGAAACAAUGGAUAACUUGAUCAUAGUGAAUCCAAUUUCAAAAAGGAAAUGGGAGAUCACAGCUGAAGGACAACAUAUAAUAGAACAUGGCAGUCACGAAGCAGUUAUUUACAAUGCUAUCCCUGAUAAAGGAAUACCUCAAGCAGAGCUGAUGAAAUCUGUUCCUUAUGCUAAAGUAGGUUUUUCCAAGGCAAUGGUUGCUGGAUGGAUUGAGCUUGAUAAAAGUGGAAGCAUUCCUAUUGUACGAAAAAAAGUACCAUCUAUUGUAGAUACCAUACAAAUACAUUUAAAGGAUCUUGCAAAUAUUCCAGAGAAUGUUAAAACUGAAUAUAAAAAGAGAAAGCUUCUACAAGAUAUCGUAACUAAGAUUAUGCAUCUGAAAAGAGGGCCUAACUUUUCUACAAAAGUAGAAAAAUUAGAAGCAGACUUAACAUCAGAUUUACUAGUAAAUGGUGCUUGGAAAAACAAGAAAUUCAAACCAUACAAUUUUGAGGCACUAGGUGCUGCGCUUCAAAUUGGACAUUUGCAUCCAUUAUUAAAAGUUCGUCAAGAAUUUAAAAAAAUUUUCUUAGAAAUGGGAUUUACAGAGAUGCCGACAAAUAAUUAUGUAGAAAGUUCUUUCUGGAAUUUUGAUGCUCUGUUCCAACCACAGCAACAUCCUGCUCGUGAUGCACAUGAUACCUUUUUUGUUUCUGAACCACGUAUUACUACAAAAUUUCCCAUGGAAUAUCUUGAACGUGUGAAAACUGUUCACAGUAAAGGAGGGUAUGGAUCCCAAGGUUAUAGAUAUGAUUGGAAAUUGGAAGAGGCACAGAAAAAUUUGCUGCGCACUCAUACAACAGCUGUUACUGCACGGAUGUUAUAUAAACUCAUGCAAGAGGGAGAGUUUAAGCCAGUGAAAUACUUCAGUAUUGAUAGAGUAUUUCGCAAUGAGACUUUAGAUGCAACGCAUCUUGCAGAGUUUCAUCAAAUUGAAGGUGUUGUUGCCGAUUAUAAUCUUUCACUCGGUGAUCUUAUCGGCAUUAUAUACGAAUUUUUCAAAAAGCUUGGCAUCACUCAGCUUCGUUUCAAGCCUGCAUAUAAUCCAUACACUGAACCAAGUAUGGAAAUAUUCUGUUUUCAUAAUGGCUUGGAGAAAUGGAUAGAAAUUGGUAACAGUGGCAUGUUUAGGCCCGAAUUGUUAUUGCCACUGAAUGUACCUCCUGAUGUAAAUGUUCUCGGAUGGGGUUUGUCCUUAGAAAGACCAACAAUGAUUAAAUAUGGUUUGAAUAAUAUACGCGAUCUUGUUGGACCAAAAGUGGACAUGGAAAUGGUUCACAACAAUCCUAUAUGUCUAUUAGAGAAAACUAGUCGUUACAUGAUGCGUUUAAAUCAAGAAAUGCAAGAAGAAAAGUUAAUUAAAGCCAAUCAGUCAAAUCAAGAAACAAAAAUCGAGCAAACAGUGAAAUAUCCUUCAGAAAAGCUAAAGUUUUCUAAUCAACAUUUUGUUAUUUUUUGCGAUCCAAAUUAUCCAAUUUAUUUCAUCGAGUCUUUAUUACGAUUCAUAAAACUAUAUUUUAAUGUUUCUGUGUCAACAUAUGUUCAUUCUACAGUGACAAAUUUUCCUAAUGAGCUCGCUGAAUUCUGUUCAGAUUUUUUCAACAUGAACACACAUGCGAAUAUAUCUUUAAUUUUGAUUUGGAAAACUGUCGGGAUUGAUCCUAUUAUGGUAUUACCAGGAAUGCAUAGAAUUCAGGGGAUAGUAAAUGUGGCACGAUAUUUAAAUCGCUUAAUUGAACUGAACAAUACAAAUGUAUUAAAAUAUGAACGAAAUGGGCCACUUUACGCGAGUAAGAUAGAUACUUAUUUAGAUAAAAUACAUUGCUAUUUGCAUGGUAUUACAAAUACUAUCAUAUCACAGAAAAUUCAUAAAAAGUCAUGUUAUGUGAUGGGUGAGGAUAUCUCUAUAGUUGAUUUCAUUUUUGAAUCUCUUGACAGGUAUAAAGUAAGAAAGAAUUAAUUUAUUAAAAUUUAUUUAUUUUAUGAAUAAAAAUAAAUUUUAUGUAAG
Messenger RNA from Cataglyphis hispanica, 2264 nucleotides. It is a transcript of the gene alpha-PheRS, whose product is annotated as phenylalanine--tRNA ligase alpha subunit. The record is from RefSeq and is a predicted model, not a curated record. NCBI's taxonomy places the organism in Eukaryota, Metazoa, Arthropoda, Insecta, Hymenoptera, Formicidae. Gene Ontology annotation, biological process: phenylalanyl-tRNA aminoacylation. Bases 93 to 2216 code for a protein of 707 amino acids. Gene Ontology annotation, molecular function: ATP binding; tRNA binding; phenylalanine-tRNA ligase activity. Gene Ontology annotation, cellular component: cytosol; cytoplasm; phenylalanine-tRNA ligase complex. The transcript is spliced from 9 exons.